Pyricularia oryzae 70-15 is the source of this 1594-nucleotide messenger RNA. Its product is annotated as averantin oxidoreductase. Gene Ontology annotation, molecular function: heme binding; iron ion binding; oxidoreductase activity, acting on paired donors, with incorporation or reduction of molecular oxygen. The transcript is spliced from 4 exons. The record is from RefSeq and is a predicted model, not a curated record. NCBI's taxonomy places the organism in Eukaryota, Fungi, Ascomycota, Sordariomycetes, Magnaporthales, Pyriculariaceae. Bases 110 to 1594 code for a protein of 494 amino acids.
AAGGCGUUGGUGGUGGUUUUCGCUCUUUCCCAAGCGCAAAACGCCAACCCGAACCAGACAGAUCCCGUGCAAGCUGAAGCAGGCAAGGCAAACCCACACGCACUUGACCAUGGCGCUGACAUUUUAUAUGCUCUUGGGCAUUUUUGUAUGCUACCGCAUAUACAGGAUCAUCUACAACCUCUACUUGCACCCCCUCGCCUCGGUUCCUGGACCCAAAAUCUACGCAGCGUCCUGGAUCCCACGACUAUGGCGACAGCAGGUGCUCGGGGUGCACUGGAAAGACCUGGUGGCGCUGCACGAGAAAUACGGCCCCAUCGUGCGCACGGGGCCCGACGAGGUUUCCAACGCGUCCAAGCAGUCGUGGGAGGACAUUUGCGGCAGCCGCGUCUUCAACCGGGACCUCAACUUUCUGCGCGUGACGCAGCUCAGCGAGCGCGGGGGGUUCAUCUCGCCGGUCAAGCAGGAGCACCGGAUCGUGCGCAGGCUGCUGCAGCCGGCGUUCACGGACCGCACCAUCGACCGGCACGCCGACAUCCUGUACGAGUGGGUGACCAAGCUGCGGCUCAACGUGGCGGCGCACGGGGGCGAGCCGGUGGACGUGGCGCAGAAGCUGGUCUGGAUGACGUUUGACACCAUGGGGGUGCUCAGCUUCGGCGAGAGCUUCGGCUGCCUGGACGGCAACAGGCAGCACCCGUACCUCCGGGCCAUCGAGCUGGGGGCGCCGUUCCUGUCGGCGCUGCAGGUGGUGCUGCGCUACCGGGCCACCAGCUCGCUGUACGGGCUGCUGCUCCGCCUGCCGCUGAUGCGCUUCUGGAACAGCCUGCGGGCCACGGCCGAGGCCAAGGCGGCGCGCUGGCUGGACAAGGCCGACAGCUCGCGCGGCGACGUCAUGUCGCUGAUCUGGGCCGCCAUGCAGGACACGGCCAACCCGCUGUCGGCCGGGCAGGCCAACGACCUGGCCUCCAUCCUGUGCCUGGCUGGCGCCGAGUCGACCCCCGUGCUGAUGGCCGGCAUGGUGUGGUGGGUGCUGAGCACGCCGCACGCCCACGCCCGCCUGGCCGCCGAGGUGCGCGCCGCCUUUGCCCACGCCUCCGAGAUCCAGGUCUCCAACCUCAGCCGCCUCGCCUACCUCGAUGCCUGCAUCAUGGAGGCCCUGCGCCAGCACACCCCUUUUACCGUCGCCAUCCCGCGCAUCGUGCCCGAGGGUGGCGCCACCGUCGAUGGCCACUUUCUCCCCGCCGGCACCGUCUGCGGCGUCCCGCACUGGGCCAGCGCCCACCUGCCCACCAACUUUGCCAACCCGGACGCCUUUGUGCCCGAGCGCUGGCUGCCCGACCCGCCCGCGCCGUACGAUCAGGACAAGCGGGAUACCUUUAAGCCGUUUGCCAAGGGGAGCAUGGACUGCAUUGGGAAGCGCCUCGUCUACCACGAAGUCCGCAUGGUCAUGGCAACCCUCUUUUGGCACUUUGACAUGUCUCUUUGCGAGCAGUCGGUCGACUGGGUGGCCGGUGCCAACGCCACAGUGCGCUUGAUGCGGGAAAAGCGAGCACUAUGGACGGCUACUUGGCGGCCUAUUUCCACCGUCUUCCACUAA